This is a messenger RNA of Mesocricetus auratus (golden hamster), 5411 nucleotides long. RefSeq names its product POP4 homolog, ribonuclease P/MRP subunit (gene Pop4). Lineage: Eukaryota; Metazoa; Chordata; Mammalia; Rodentia; Cricetidae. Gene Ontology annotation, biological process: tRNA 5'-leader removal; rRNA processing. The record is from RefSeq and is a predicted model, not a curated record. Gene Ontology annotation, cellular component: ribonuclease P complex; ribonuclease MRP complex. Gene Ontology annotation, molecular function: ribonuclease P RNA binding. Bases 242 to 904 code for a protein of 220 amino acids. The transcript is spliced from 7 exons.
GAAAGGCGCCAAAGCCGAAGUCUGGUCGCGGUCCAUUGAUGUCGGUGCAGCUAGUCUGCGUGUGAAUUGUGCCUACGUUGUUUCUUGGGCACAAGGGAUCUCCCCCCCCCCCCCAGCGGGAAUUUCAACAACAAAAAAAGAGUCCUGGUGGCUGAAAGCUGCUGAACAGAGCGAAGAAAGGGAAGGAGUGAGUGAGGCCUGAAGUAGACUUCAUCGGAGCGCUCGGGAAAGCCGGCCGACAAUGAAGGCUGUGAUUUACCAUGCCUUUUCUCAUAAAGAAGCCAAAGAGCAUGAUGUACAGGAGCUGGGAACCCAGCGGGCUGAGGCCUUUGUGAGGGCCUUCCUGAAGAGGAGCAUACCGCACUUGAGCCAGCAAGAUUGCGAGAGCCAUCUGCAACGCAAGGCUGUGGUCUUGGAAUACUUCACUCGCCAGAAGCCAAAGCAGCAGAAGAAGAAAUCCAGAGGCCUCUCUGCCAAACAGAGGAGAGACAUGAGGCUCUUUGACAUUAACCCAGAGCAACAGAGAUACAGUCUCUUCCUUCCUCUGCAUGAACUCUGGAAGCAGUAUAUCCGUGACCUGUGCCACGGGCUCAAGCCAGACACGCAGCCGCAGAUGAUUCAGGCCAAGCUCCUAAAGGCAGAUCUUCAUGGUGCUAUCAUUUCAGUCACGAAAUCCAAGUGCCCCUCCUAUGUGGGAGUCACAGGAAUCCUUCUGCAGGAGACCAAGCAUGUCUUCAAGAUCAUCACCCAAGAAGACCGUCUGAAAGUUAUCCCCAAGCUAAAUUGCGUGUUCACCAUCGAAAUUGAUGGCUUCAUUUCCUACAUUUACGGGAGCAAAUUCCAGCUUCGGUCAAGUGAGAGGUCUGCCAAGAAGUUCAAAGUAAAGGGAACAAUUGACCUGUGAACUCUUUGCCACUGGAGACUGAGAUGUCCCUGGCAGCUGAGAACUGGAAACACCUUAAGUGCCCGCUUAUCCAUGGAGAGCGUUCUGGCUGUGAUUCGCCUCUAGUCCACAGGAAGCAGAGUGGCGGAAGAACAUUGAGCAACACAGAGGAAGUCAGAGGUAGAGAUUUGCCUCUCCGGGGAGGAAAGACUAGCAGAAAAUACACCGGGACUAACCUUGGCUGAUUUGAAGAAGGGGGCCGAUAGGUUGUAUCUUUCAUUCUUUUCUGUGUUUCACAAACAUUCUGUGCUGAAUCCAUUACUCAGUUAAUAACAAAACACAUUACAGGCAUAAAUGAAAGAAUCAGUCUUAAACUUCUGGGUUGAAAGGGAAGGGGUUAUUGAGGCUCCCUCAUCCCGUGGCCACCUACCACCUCUUGUUGCUUUCUGGAUGUCAUCCCUGGUCCAAACUCUGAUCUGCCUACAGUUUACUUUGCUGGUGUCACACACUUAGGCGUAGUGAGCUUGCUAGAUGACUCAGUGCUUCAUACAGCAGUGAGAAUGCAGCAGAGGGCCAGGUCUGCCAGUACCUGUUGGCUGCUGUUUGGAUACAGGUAGGCAAGCCUACCAGCAAGCUUCUUGCUGUAUUCAUAUGGUUCCAGAGGUAGGCCAACAGCAUGUCUCUGAUCUAAGAAGGCCAUGUCUCCAACAGUAAUACCUUUGGACAUCUUAGUUCCAUUUUUGCUGCUGAAAUUGUAACUUUUCUACUAUGUGAGAUCAAAUGAGGUCUCUCUGCACAAGGCCAUUGGAACUGCAGGUCAGGGCUAGCAUAAGAAAUGGGUGGGCUCUAGUCAUUCUGUGCCAGUAUUCAGGAGGUCUUGUUGUUGAAACCUGGUUGAGGGGCCAGUUGCCCCUUGCUUGUAAAAAGUGAGUGUGCUUGGUGGUGGUGGUUCACACCUACAAUUCCAGCAGUCAGUAGGGAGAGUCAGGCAUAUCUCUCCAAGUUCAAGGCCAGCAUGGUCUAUAGAGCAAGUUCCAGGACAGGCUCCAGAGCUACACAGAGAAACCCUGUCUCAAAAGAACCAAAACAAGCAAGUGUCUGCUGUCAGGCUCAGAAGCUCCCCCUGGCAAUAGAACACAUCCAGUCACUCACCCCAGGUAAGCAGUUAUGCUGGUGCUCAAUUCCUUGGUGCCUCCCAAUCAGACUACACUGGAUGGAAGAGGAAUGAGUGAGCCUGGUGUUCUUUAUAUGACUGAGAAACAGCCUACUCCCUCUCAGAAAUCAAAGUGCACCCCCAAAUCCUAGAGAUUAUCCAGGCCCUGGUUCUAUCUGCAACAGUCCUCAUGUCACUGCCAUGGCCUACCUGACCCCCAUGUUACCACACAGUCCUUGUCACCCAGGUUUGCAUCACACACGAACCCUCAGCCUGAAAGUGAUCGUUGCCCAAGGUCUCAUGGACUGGGGAAGAAAGGCUGAGAUCUGAACAAGAAGGUCUGGCUCCAGAUCAUGUUCUUCCCAGCAGGACAGCUACAGGGAGGUGAAAGAGACUGCUGAAAGUGUGUAUAAGUUCCUUAUUUAUAUGUUCCUUAUUUGAGCUGCUGUUCUAAGCAGCUCAAAGUGCAUGGUUGUACUUUGGAGCAGACAAUUUCAUCCCCACCGCUCUGUGAGGUGAAGAGCACAAACAGUUGCUUCCCUGAAAAGCUGCUGAAGCCACUUACUGAGUGCAACAUUUUUCUGCUGACCGCACUCGAGUUUCCAUUGACUAGCUAGGGACAGUCUCUCUCAAGGGAGACAAUGUGGUGCUCACCUGCCACACAGUCUGCUCUUUGCCUUGUCUGGGAUGUGCUGCUGCUGUCUCCCUAACCUCCCAAGGGGACCAAGGUCCGCAGCAUCCUCCCACGUACUAGUCCUAGGGAAACUGUACUUGGUACUCAUGGAACAUGACUAGCCAAAUCCCCACAGCUUCAUGGAGAGUAGCUCUGUCACCAUUUGUGAGAUUUGGGGUGUAGAGAAUCAUGUGUGACAACCAGCUCUGUUGAAUGUAAACCAUUCACUAGAGAAACUUUAGCCUCAGGAAGGGUGCCAUAGAAGCCAAUGGGAAUAGCAGUUGGCACCUCAAGAAAGGGCUCAGACUGCUGCAGAGAUUAGUUUCUACUAAGGCCUCCUCCUGACUGCUCAACAGCCACCUCUCAUUGUUCACAUGGUCUAUCCUCAAGAAAGGGGAACUCUAGUGCAUCUCGUUGAAUUAACAUCUCAUUUAUCCUUAGUUACCACCUUAAAUAUCCUAUCUCCAAACAUAGUUAUAUUGGAGGUUAGAGCUUCAACAUGGGAAUUUGAGGGGGGUUAGUAUACACCUCAGUAACAACUGAAAUAUUCCUAAAUAGAAGCAGUUGGCUGUACCUCCCAGGAAGGUAGUAACAUCCAGCCUGGAUCCCAUCCACAGACAAUGGCCUGAAUAUCCCUGGUGUUUCUUUGGUGUAUGGUAUGCUUGGGCUACCAGCCAACUCAGCCUAACUGCUACAACCCAAGCUCCCAUUUUGAAUUUCAUAGGCCUUGACUUAUCCAGAGUCCUGGAGCUGUCAGCAGCCAAACUCCUCCCUCUUUGUUCCACUGGGGCCAGCACAGCCAGGUUGUAGAUGUGUAGAAUGCCGGGGUGGUUAAUGUCAACAUGACUGGAUUGAGAAAUGCUUUAAAACUGAUCUUCUCGGUGUGGUUCUGAGGAAUUUGCAGAGAGGAUUAGCUGAGAUAUAAAAUCCACCCUAUUCGUGGGAAGUUUCAUUCCCUAAGUUCAAGAGCUGUAAACAAGAAAAGAAAGCUGGCAGCCCCACAGGCAUCCUUGCUCUCUCCACAUCUUGUCUGCCGUGUGUCCUGUUUCACUGUGCCCCCCUUCCCCCAAAGAUGGCAGAAGCUAUGAGCACAGUGAUGCCUUCCUUGUCACGUAUUUUAUCACAGGGCCAAAAGUCUAACAUGAAGGAUGGGCAGAGUUGGCUCCUGAGGAAAGCUAUGGGAUAUGAAGAAUCCAGUCCCAGCCAGGUUCAGAAGCAUCAUAAGGAACCCAGGAAAUCAAAGAACGGCCUGGAAAGGUCUGCCUGCUGUGCUCCCCACCAAGUAGAAGAUGUGGGAAAGGGACCAGUCUCAAUCCCAUAAGAGAUGCCCUAGGUUGCACCCAGCUCAUUAGUGGCCAAGAGAUGGCAGGAACAUCUGCUAACUUUCUAAACCACAGAGCAGGAUACACAAUUCUGAUCAGAUGGUAAUCUGUUGAAUGGGACAACUAGAUCGUAUAAAGGCCUGCGAGAUCAGGCUCCUGGGAUUCCUGCACCAGAUUAAACAGGCACAUGUCCGCAGCAGUGGAUCCUAUGCAGCACUUCAGUCAUACUGAGUCAGACUCCAGGUGUGACACCUACCCUCCAGUCACCAGCAUUUGAGGAUGGUACAUUCAGAUGGCAUCUAAGACUCUUCCAGUCGUGAUGUCUGAUUUGACCAUAGAUUCUUGAGCCAGAAUGCUCUGGAUACUGAAGGAUCCCCCAAUGACCAGUCUUUCAGGUUCUGAAGAAUGAAUGUGAAGAUUCUUCCACGAAUCCAUCAAUUAAUGUAAAAGGCUCACUUUCUGGACAAUGUCUUUAGCAUUAAUUUACUUUGCAUUUCUUAACUAUAAUGCCUCAUUAAGACAUCUGUUAAAUGUCAUAAUAUUAAUUUAAUAGAGGGGGCUCUACUAGAACUGUAUUGGGAUUGUCCAUUUAAUUAACCUCAUAGGCCUCUAAUGGAUGUCUUAACUAGACAUCAUUACCAAGAGUGCUAGACAAAUUAAAAUUGGAGUCAAUAACAUCCUUGGUAAUUUCUCACGAGCUGUGAAGGACAAGCAUUGCUAAGUACGCAAACACAGAGAUGGACUGCAAAGGAAAUGUGUUGGAGCAGCAGGAAAUCCAGAAUGGACAGGGCCCUGAGGGUUCACCAUUCCGUGCCCCAGGAGAUGACAAAGAAAGAUGUUUCCCAGCCACCUAGAUAGCACUCAGGAGCAAAGGCCUCAGCCUUUAUAUGUGCAUUUACGGAAAAGAUUUCUGUCAUACUCCAUCGGGCAGAGCUCCCAGGAGGGGAGGAGUGUGGAAGGGAAGAAGAUGGGGACAAAGGAAGGGAUGAAGAGAGAGAAGCUUUAAAGAGAGGGGAGGGUUGUGACAUUGGACUGUGGACCGGGCACAGUGGAUCUCACUGGGAUAGGGCAGGUUGGCUGGGUGGUGGUUGGGAUGGUUUGAGAUGUAAACACUGCAUUGCUGCUGUUCCACCAACCUCUCACCAGUUCACUCAUGCGGUGCAUCUUUGCAAAGCCUAAGGCUGUCUCCAUAUUCCUCUCAUUUGACCUCCCUCCAAUCAGCAUUUAACAUGGGUAACCAUUCCCCACCCAGGAACUCCUCCAUCCCCACCCUCCUAACCUUCCCAACCUUCCUGGCCACUCCUUCUUAGAGUCCUUCAAUGAAUCUUUGUAGCCCAGACAUAUGCAUAUAAAUAAAUAAUAAAAUGUGUCUUUUUUAAA